Messenger RNA from Ornithorhynchus anatinus (platypus), 3843 nucleotides. Its product is annotated as zinc finger protein 263-like. NCBI's taxonomy places the organism in Eukaryota, Metazoa, Chordata, Mammalia, Monotremata, Ornithorhynchidae. The transcript is spliced from 6 exons. The record is from RefSeq and is a predicted model, not a curated record. Bases 233 to 1516 code for a protein of 427 amino acids. Gene Ontology annotation, molecular function: protein binding.
GGCCGCGGGCCGCCGCCGCUCGGCUCCCGAGGCCCCGGGCUUGUGGCCGCCGGCCUCCCCCGCCCCCUCGGUGACCGUCUUCCCCGGGCCGGGGCUCCCCGAGGGGCGGGCAGAAGCCUCCCCUCUCCCCCGCCGUUACCGCCCGGAGCGAGACAAGCUCCUCUCCCACGUCCCGAACCAGAGGUCCGGCCCCGCGCUGCGCUCGGAGGGAGACCACCCCCCGACCCGGACAAUGGCCGCAGAACCUGGAAUGACUGUAGCCCUGAGCCCCAACGUCCUGACUCCUCGGAAACAAGAGGAAGCCCCAACCAGGCGGCGGGAGGAAGACCCCCCCCGGGGACCCGAAUCCACCCCGCCAGCGGAGGACCCCAGUCCCGAGACCUGCCGCCAGCGCUUCAGGCAGUUCUGCUACCAGGGAGCGGCCGGGCCCCACGAGGCCCUCGGCCGGCUGCGCGAACUGUGCCGGCAGUGGCUGAAGCCGGAGGUGCGCACCAAGGAGCAGAUCUUGGAGCUGCUGGUGCUGGAGCAGUUCCUGACCGUCCUGCCUGGGGACAUCCAGGCACAAGUGUGGAAGCGUUGCCCAGAGAGCGGGGAAGAGGCCGUGGCUCUGGUGGAGGAUUUGCAGCGAGAAUCUGGGCCUGCCGGAUCAGCGGUCACCGGGCACACGGACAAUCAGGAAGAGAUUUCGGAGGAGACGGCCCUCUCGGGAGCCACGUGCGAGUCACCGAGCUUCCAGCUGGAGCCGGGCGAGAUCAAGUCUGAUGGGGAGAUCGAGGAGGAGGAGGAAGAGGAGGAAGAAGAACGGGGACACCUGAGAUUCAGCAUUGAGGAGCGACUCCUCCAGAGGGCUUGGCCUUCUUCCGAGCUUCCCGUCUUUCUUCGGAAGGGGAGAGCCUGGAACACAGAGAAGCCCACGUCCCUCUCCCGGGAAGACCGUGGCCACCCGGACCCUGGACAGAGCUUCCGAAGCAAGGACGGCACGCAAGAGAACAGGAAAGGGCUGACUCCGGUGACGCUGGACCCCAGAACUGCCCAUCCCUGCCUCAUCCUCUCCGAGGACCUAAAGCGCACCAGCGUGGGUGACGCCCACCAGAAACUGCCCGACAACCCCGAGCGGUUCACCUCCUGGUUCUGCGUCCUGGGCCGGGAGGGCUUCGCCACCGGGAGACACUACUGGGAAGUGGAAGUCGGGGAGCAGGGCGGGUGUGCCGUCGGGGUCGCCCGGGAGUCCGUGAAGAGGAAGGGGGGUGUCCGCUUCGACCCCGGGGAAGGGGUCUGGGCCGUGGAGUUCUGCCAGGGUCAGGCCUGGGCCCUCACCUCCCCCAUGACGCCCCUGGACCUCCCCAGGGGCCCCCGGUGGGUGGGGGUGGCCUUGGACUACGAGAGAGGGCAGGUGUCUUUCUCCGAUGCCGAGACCCAAGUCCCUCUCUUCACCUUCAACGCCGUAUUUACCGAGAGAGUCCGCCCGCUCUUCUGGCUCUGCGGUCGGGGGUCCCGUCUGGCCCUGAGACCCUGAGAGACCAGGACGGGUCCCCCGCAGAGUCAGCUCGGGCCACCGGCCCAGCCUCUCCUGAAGGGCCUGGAUCGUCCUCUCCCCCACUCUGCAAACUCUCCUGGCCUCGAGGCUGGUUACUUCUCCCGCUCCCAGGCGGAGGGGUGAGGUCUCUCAGAAGCAGGGUGCGGUGGGUGAGGAGGGCCCGAGGGAGGACAGCUGAGAGGAUGGUUUGGAGAGCGGAGCCAUCUCGCCCUGCUUCUCUUCCCUCUCCCCCCUUCUCUCCUCCCUCCUCUCCCCGGUCUCUACCCCUCACCCACCACGACUGUACCUCUCGGGAGCCGGCAAGCCGAAUCUCCGGCAUCUGCUCCCCGGAUUCGGCUUCGGCGGCCCAACUCCAGUAACUGUUCACUGUGACCUGGCAAGGCCGAUCCCCUCCCUGCUGCGCACCUGAGUUUCUCCCCCUGGGAAAUGGAGAGCGACCUCCCGCUGACCCACCAGGCAGGGCCGAGCUAGGGGCCGGCUAAUAAACAUGAGUGAAAUUCCCAGGUAGGUUGUGACUUCCUCUUCUCUUCAGGUCCCGCCCCCCACCCCCUCACGAUCUGCCCUCUCUCUCUGGAGGCAGACUGCAUAAGGCAAGAUGCAAAGUUAAAAGUAGAAAAUGACCCCAAGACCUUGGGCUGAGGGCAAUGUGUCCCUUACACCAGGCGGGGAUGAUGGAAUAGGGCUCGCUGCCCACAGCGUGACUUUCCCAGCCAUUUGGGGGCACCACGUGGACCUACGGGCUAGGGGACGUGUAGAUUCUGUCGGUUCUUUCCUCACAUCUCCAGAAUCCUCCCCCUCCUCUCCGGCCAAACGGCCACCACGCUGGCCCAAGCUCUUGCCCUGUCCUGACUCGACUACUGCAUCGGCCUCCUCGCCGACCUCGCCGCUUCUGUUCUCUCCCCUCUCCAGUCCAUAUUUCAGCCUGUCUGGAACAUUUAUUUAAAACAUCAUUUACCACCCAUCUCUCCCCUUUUCAAAAGCCUCCAAGAGUUUCCCAUUCCUCUUAUCAGACACUCCUGACCAUCACUUUUUGAUCCUCAAUCAGGUCUCUUCCCUCUUACUUAUCUUUGCUCCUCUCCCGCCACAUCCCUGCUAGCACGUUUCACUCCUCUCAAGCCAACCUACUCACUGUGCCUCACUCUUGGCUCUUUCACCGUCAGUCUCUUAUUCAUGCCCUCCCUCCUGACUGGAGUUCCCUUCCCCUUCAUAUUGGACAGACCCCAUCUUCAAAGCCCUAUUAAAAUUGUUCCUUCUACUGGAGGAGGCCUUUCCUGACUCCCCACCCUUUUUCCCCUCCCCGUUUCCACUUCCUAUGGCCUUGAGUCCUCCCCCUACGCACUUAGGUGUUGGCCCCAUCCCUCACCCUGACCCACAGUGGCAUUUAUGUAUCAUACCUUAAAACUGUUGUUUCCACCUGCCCAUAAUUUAUUUUACCAUGUCUCCCCUGCUAGCGUUAUAAGCUCCCCGAGGGCAGGGAUAGUACUCUCAGGUGCUUAGUAGAGCGUGUGUGCUCAUUGAGUGCUCUCCCAGUUUCCAAGGCCUUUCUGAAAUCACACCUCCAGGAAGCUUUCCCUGAUCUCUCAAAUCCCCACCUUUUCAACACUUCCAUAACACCUAAGCACUUGAGUAUUCACUCGCCCGACACCACAGUAUUUAGAUCCCUAUCUUUAAACUCUGCUUCCCCAUACCCCUUAUUUAUUUUAGUGUCUGCCUUUCCUGCUAGACUGUAAGCUCGCUGAGGGCAGGGAUCAUGUCUACUUACUCUCUUGUACCUUCCCAAGCGCCUAGUUCAGUGCUCUACACAGAUUAAGUGCUUGAUAAAUAUCACCGAGUGAUGGUUACUUGAUUGGAUGAGAAACAACCCUUUGAAGAAGUGUCACCUUCACGAGAGGACAUCUGGAGCUUCUGAGCGUUCAAGGGCUUCGACCGGCUCUUCCCAGAGCCAUCUUCCUGCCCCAGCCCGGCUCUCAGCUGCCUCCCUCUUCUCUCACUCGGGAGUAACUGCCAUAACCCGGGAUCUCCUCUCCACUGGGAAUUCAGUCGUAUCUAUUGAGGGCUUAGAGUGUGCAGAGCACUGCACUAAGCGCUUGGAAAGUACAAUUCAGCCAUAAAGACAGACAAUUCCCGCCAAAUUCAACUUCCCUCCUUCCCCUCCCCAAACCCACGUCUAGUGAAUCCCACACCGUUUCUGGAGCCUGCUGAGCAUCGAGGAUGUGGGGAGCCACAUCCCCCCAGGACUCUCCCAAAUGCUCAGUACAGUGCUUUGCCCACAGAAAGCACUCAAUAAAUACAAUUGAAUGAAUGAA